Messenger RNA from Meyerozyma guilliermondii ATCC 6260, 1212 nucleotides. RefSeq lists its product as uncharacterized. Gene Ontology annotation, molecular function: protein binding. The transcript has a single exon. The record is from RefSeq and is a predicted model, not a curated record. The coding region runs from base 1 to 1212 and encodes 403 amino acids. Lineage: Eukaryota; Fungi; Ascomycota; Pichiomycetes; Serinales; Debaryomycetaceae.
AUGACUCUCGUAGCUAUCGUCUCUGUACUGCCCAUCCCAACACCAGGCACGAUCGCGAUAAGACCCAAAAAAUGCGGGAUUGAAUCCUCAUCGCCACAACAAACCACAAUGGAAGAACUUUCAAAUGUCAUUCCCGAAAGCGGCGAUUCCGAUCAAGUGAUUAUCGUGGACACAGAAACAGUAUCAACUACUAAUGGACUCGGAUCCUUGCAAAAACAAGAAAUGGUAUCCUCCGUGGAGCCUAUUGAGGACGAGCAGGACAGCGAUUUGGAAUCCUUGAACAGUGACCAGGAGAGUCAAGGCGACCAGGAGACUCAGAAUCCUUGUCGUAAGGUAUCUCUCUGUGUUGGAGAGCGUGUAGUUGUGGGAAGAGCGUCAAAAACCAAUGCGGAAAGACAUCCCGAGUUCGACAACCUUUUGUUCCAUAAUGCCCACCUUUCUAAGGUUCAUGCUGAAAUCGAGUACAAACCCGGAUUCUAUAUCAAGGAUCUUGGCUCGUCGUUUGGAACGGUUGUCAAUGGUCUCGUUUUGGCACCGGAAGAACCUUUAAAGUUGAAGGACGGUGAUGUUAUCGGAUUAAUUAUGUUGAAACCUUCGAAGAAGAUUGCAAAGGUGUUUGACAAGUUCACCAGCGAAAAGCUUAUUCCGUUGAAUGAAUUCGGAAGUCCUCAAUUAGACAUCAAGAAGCGUGUGUUUAUCAAGGGCAACACCAUUGAAUUCUACGAUGUGGAGGGCUCAAUUGACAAAGUAUCCGUUGACGAGACCGACUCCGCUCUGGAACUGGUCGAGCAAGUCCAGGAGUUGAUUCAGCUCUCGGAAUCUGAGGUUUCGGAGUCCGAGGUGUCCGAAUCUGACUUUUCAUCUGGUGAUGAAAUCUCUCACACUCAGAUUAUCUUUGACUCGUUCAGCGAUGACGACGCCAGCACUCCUUCCGAAGAAGAAACGGAACCCGAGUCUCGCAAGAGAAGCCGUUCGGAUAUGGAAAACCAAGACUCAUUCAUCAUGCUUGUGUCUGAGAACGAUGAGGAUCUUCAACAAUUACUCGCACCUCCUCCUCCUCCUCCUGCAGAACCCCAACAGGUGAAGCGUCAAAAGACGAACUCAUGGUCUGUCAAGACAGUUCUUAAGGAAGUUGGUAAAGCAUUUUUCUAUACUGCUGCCACAGUGGCAGCAUUGGGAUUGUAUGGCAGCACCAUUGAUCCUGAGAAGUAA